Physella acuta is the source of this 2153-nucleotide messenger RNA. Its product is annotated as mothers against decapentaplegic homolog 9-like. NCBI's taxonomy places the organism in Eukaryota, Metazoa, Mollusca, Gastropoda, Physidae. Gene Ontology annotation, cellular component: heteromeric SMAD protein complex. The record is from RefSeq and is a predicted model, not a curated record. Gene Ontology annotation, biological process: BMP signaling pathway; regulation of transcription by RNA polymerase II; anatomical structure morphogenesis. Gene Ontology annotation, molecular function: DNA-binding transcription factor activity, RNA polymerase II-specific; I-SMAD binding; RNA polymerase II cis-regulatory region sequence-specific DNA binding.
ACUGACGAACUCACACGGGAACACACAAGGGACACUUACUGAAGCGGUUGUUCUGACUUAUAUUUAUUGUGAGGAGUUUUAGAAUCUACAUGCAGUGUAUCAACUUCCCGUUUUUAAAUAAACAUUUUCCUGUUUGAGACGACACAUACAUUGACGAUGCCAGCGUUUUCUGGCGUGUUCUCGUUCUCCAACCCGGCGUCAAAGAAACUCCUGGGCUGGAAACAGGUGGAAGAGAAAUCCAAAUGGGCCGAGAAAGCCGUGGACGUGCUGGUCAAGAAGCUCAAGAAAACCAAAGGCUCUAUAGAAGAACUGGAGAAGGCGCUGGCUACCCGGGAUCCUAACUCCAAGUGCGUCACCAUCCCCCGUUCUUUGGACGGUCGUCUGCAAGUGGACUGUAGAAAAGGUCUGCCACAUGUGAUCUACUGCCGUGUCUGGCGCUGGCCGGAUGUCCAGUCUCACCACGAGUUAAAAGCUCUGGACAAUUGCCAGUUUCCGUUCAGCGGUAAAGAACACACGAAAGAAGUCUGCAUCAACCCGUACCACUAUCGCCGAAUCGAGAGUCCAAACCUACCACCAGUUCUCGUACCUAGAUACGACUGCGCUUUUGAACAACAGCCAGUUUCACGGUUUCAGGCCAUCCCAGAACCGAUAAUGCCUUUAAACGUGACGUACCCGUUCGACAUGCAGCAAAACUCACCAGGGUAUUGUAGUGCCUUUGACGUCCAGCAUCCGUCACCAAACCAGCUCUUGCAGUCAUCGCCUAACCCGUACGACAUUCAACACGCGUCACCAGGACAGUGUAAAUACGAGACUCUCUCGCCCAGCUCGUACACCAUACAGAACUCGUCACCCAAUCCAUACAGCAGUCAAAACACUUCUCCAAGUCCAUGCGGUCUUCAAAACACAUCCCCCAGCCCCUGCGGUCUUCAAAACACCUCCCCCAACCCCUACGACAUCCAACACUCCUCCCCGGGGACCUGCAACAUGCAAACCUCACCCUCAGCCUGCAGCUACAGUUCUGGCAGCCCCCAAGCCCUUCCGUCAGACACGCCCCCGCCAGCCUACCAAUCCCACGAGGAACUACUCAAACCACAAGCCCAUUUCCCAGACUCUGGAUCAGUGUACUUUCUCCCCAUCAGGUACCACGAAGCCCCGCAUUGGUGUAAUAUCGUUUACUACGAACUGAACGGCCGUGUAGGUGAACAGUUCAAGGCCACACCAAAAAGCAUCUUCAUCGACGGCGGAACCGCGCCCUCCUCUUUAGACCGUUUCUGUCUGGGCAGCCUCUCCAACGUACACCGAAACUCCACGAUAGAAAACACUCGUCGCCAUAUUGGAAAGGGCGUCCACCUUUACUACUACGGCGGGGAGGUGUACGCCGAGUGCCUCAGUGAUAGUUCGAUUUUUGUUCAAAGCCGAAUCUGCAAUUAUUUCCACGGGUUCCGCCCCAACACGGUUUGCAAGCUGCCACCGGGGUCAAAGAUCAAAAUAUUCAGCAACACGGAUUUUGCUUCACUGUUGACGAAUUCUGUGAACUCCGGGUUUGAGGCUGUCUACGAGUUAAGUAAAAUGUGCGUCAUCCGCAUGAGUUUUGUCAAGGGCUGGGGGGCGGAGUAUCAGAGACAGGAUGUGACGUCGACGCCAUGUUGGAUUGAGGUCCACUUGAAUGGGCCGUUGCAGUGGUUGGACCAGGUGCUAACUCAGAUGGGACCAUCAAACAUGCCAAUUUCAUCAGUUUCCUAAAUUUUUAACUUUUCAAAAGAACUUUUUUAACACUGCAAUGCACGUUUUGUGACAAAUGUGUCUAUUUUUUUUUUCUUGUUAGCUUGCUUGAUUUUAAAACUAUCCUCUUAUACAAUACACUAUUUUAAACAGUUUUGUGUUUACAAAUGCUUUUACAAUUUUAUAAGGUGUGUAUAGUAUUACAGUCAAAUAUUGAUGUAUUACGUCGGUUUUAUUGCAUUAGCUGUCUUUUAAUUUGUGCGAUCUUACAGAGGAUCAUCAUAUUAUUGUUGCACUGAAAUACCUCCAUGUACUUACACGUGUAUCAUCUCUUACAAUCCUACCACACUAUCUCCUAGCACUAUCAACAAAACCACCAAUCACCCAGCAUACCACUCACAACAUCCAAUCACCAACCACCCCCACACCAC